AGCCGUCUGGUUUCCUAGGAAACAAAGUCUUGGCUAGAAAUAGUGAAUCAUUUCCAGGUCACUUUCAACAUGGAGAGUGGAGCAGGGAAGCAUUGGACUGAGGAGGAGGUUAAAGCCUUGCUAAGCGUCUGGUCAGAAAAAACCAUCAGAAAGCAGCUCCACGGCACCCUGAGGAAUAAAGGAAUCUUUAUCUACAUUGCUAAAAGGUUGCAGGAGUUGGGGGUUUGCAGGGACUGGAAACAGUGCCGUGCAAAGUACAAAAACCUCAAGUACGAGUACAGAACGGUUAAAUAUGCCCACACCUCGGGGGAUGCCACUAAAACCAUGAAGUUUUUCCAUGACCUGGAUGCCAUAUUGCGAUACGAACCUGUCACACAGUUAGCAGCAGAAGAGAACGGCAGGUGUUGUUCUGCGACCCAGCCACGGCUCCACACAAGCCCCACAGCAGACAGCACGCAAGGUGAAAUAUCAGUUUCUUUAGAAGAUGAUGAGGAUGUUCCAGGAGAUCCACUACUUUUUAUGUCCCAUGUCAGACCAGCCCGACUAGACGCUGCAGGUGAGGCACCGUCGGCAGCAGAGGCUUCCAAAGCACCGGCUUUGAUCCCGACCGUGGCAAACGAAGGAGGCAAGCACUGGACUAUUAACGAAGUCAGAGCUCUGAUACGUGUGUGGUCAGACAGAAAUAUCCAGCAACAGCUGGAGGGGACCGUGAGAAACAAAAGAAUAUUUGAACAGGUUGCUGCUAGACUUCAGAAGUUUGGAAUUGACAGGGACUGGAAGCAAUGCAGGACUAAAUACAAAAACCUGAAACACGAGUACAAGAGUGCAAAAAGUGCCCAAGACUCAGGGAGCACAAGCAGAAGUAUGAAAUUCUUCCGUGAACUGGAUGCUAUUCUGGGGCACAGCACCGUGGAGCAAGCAAGGAAAUCAGACAAUGAUGAAAGUGAGAGGCCUCCAGAGUGGGCAGAAGCAAAAUCAGAAAAGGAAUCCAUAGACAUGCCUGGAGACACAGGUGAAGAGGAUUCUCUCAGCAACCUGUCAGAAGACCUACGAGCAGCAGACACAAAGAAAGCUGCUGACUCAGAUGAUGUUACUGCAAGCACUGAUCCAGAGAGUCAAGCAGCUCUGCAAGGAAUGAAAGAAACAGCCUGGACAAAAAUCCUUGAAGCUGAGGGAGACUUUGCUAAUUCCACCGCAGCAGCUCUGGAAGCUACUCAAGUAAAGAAGGAGACAAUUGAAAUAGAUGAUGACUCCACAAGCACUACCUCAGAAGACAGACCCUGCACACCAGUAGCAAAGCAGGUGGUUGGUACAGACCAUCAGAUCCCCUUGGAGGAAGCACAAAAUCACUUCAAAGUUGUUACAGUGAGCGACAGCGGAGCGGGGAAGCACUGGAGCGAUAACGAAGUCAGAGCGCUGAUAAACAUAUGGUCAGAUGACAAGAUCCAGCAGAUGCUUGAAGGGGCCACGAGAAACAAGGAAAUCUUUGAGGAGAUUGCCAGGAGGUUAAUGAGACGUGGCAUAGACAGGGACUGGAAACAGUGUCGCACCAAGUACAAGAACCUGAAGUACGAGUACCGCGCGCUGCAGAAGGAGAACGAGCACCUUGGCAAUCCCAGGAGGAAAAUGAGGUUUUAUGAUGAGGUUGACUGUAUCUUAAGAAGGCAGCCCCUGGGUCCCUCAGGCUGGGGAUGUGAAAGCUCAAGUCUCCUACCAGUGUCAGUGGGAGAUGUUCCAGCAAACACAGGACCCUUGGGCAUCAAGAGAAAAACAUGGAAUGAUGAGGUGUCACCUGUUCCACUCAAGAAGAGUGCUUCUGAAAACACCAUUCUCCACUUCCAGAAACUGUUAACAGAGAGAGUGCACACAGUGACGGAAGGCAAAAAGUUACUGUUAGAAAGGCUGUGCAAGCAGGAAGAGAUGCAAGACCCCUCCAGAGCACAGCUGUAUGCUGACCCAGCAGCCACACAACAGGUGUCCGCGCCCGCUCCCGCCGCUGUCGCCAUGGCCCCCGCAGCAUCAGACCUGAAACUUGGUAAAAAAGUUAACGAAGGCAAAACGAAAGAGGUGUACGAGCUGCCAGACAUGCCGGGCUGCGUCCUCAUGCAGUCCAAGGACCAAAUCACGGCGGGGAACGCAGCCAGGAAGGACCGGAUGGAAGGCAAAGCUGCCAUUUCCAACGCCACAACCAGCUGCGUGUUUCAGCUGCUGCAGGAAGCUGGAAUCAGAACAGCUUUUGUCAGGAAGCAGAGUGACACAGCAUUCAUAGCAGCCCACUGUGAGAUGAUCCCCAUUGAAUGGGUGUGCAGAAGAAUUGCUACUGGCUCCUUCCUCAAGAGAAACCCUGGUGUGAAGGAGGGAUAUAGAUUUUACCCACCCAAAAUCGAGAUGUUUUUCAAGGAUGAUGCUAACAAUGAUCCACAGUGGUCUGAGGAGCAGCUCAUUGAAGCCAAAUUCUGUUUUGCUGGCCUUACUAUUGGGCAGACUGAGGUGGACAUCAUGUCUCGCUCCACUCAAGCCAUCUUUGAGAUCCUGGAGAAAGCAUGGCAGCCCCAGAACUGCACCCUGGUGGACCUGAAGAUUGAAUUUGGUGUUAAUGUUCUGACCAAAGAAAUUGUUCUGGCUGAUGUUAUUGAUAAUGAUUCCUGGAGACUGUGGCCAGCAGGAGACAGAAGCCAGCAGAAAGACAAACAGUCCUACCGGGACCUGAAAGAAGUGACUCCUGAAGCACUGCAGAUGGUCAAGAGGAACUUCGAGUGGGUUGCAGAGAGAGUGGAGAUGCUCCUGAGAAGCAAGAGCCAAGGCCGAGUGGUGGUGCUGAUGGGAUCUUCUUCAGACCUCACUCACUGUGAGAAGAUCAGAAAGGCCUGUGGCACCUUUGGCAUCCCCUGCGAGCUCAGGGUCACCUCUGCUCACAAGGGGCCAGAUGAAACCCUCAGGAUCAAAGCAGAGUAUGAAGGAGAUGGAAUCCCAACAGUGUUUGUGGCAGUAGCUGGCAGAAGCAAUGGCUUGGGGCCAGUCAUGUCUGGUAACACUGCUUACCCCGUGGUCAACUGUCCUCCCCUCUCAGCUGAGUGGGGCACUCAGGAUGUGUGGUCCUCUCUCAGACUCCCCAGUGGCCUUGGCUGUCCUACUACUCUGUCCCCUGAAGGAGCUGCCCAGUUUGCUGCCCAGAUCUUCGGGUUAAACAACCACUUGGUGUGGUCCAAGCUGCGAGCCAGCAUGCUGAACACUUGGAUCUCCUUGAAGCAGGCUGACAAAAAGCUGCGUGAGUGCAGCUUGUAAGUGGUGCUGAGCAGUACCUCUCGCCUGCUCUGCAGGGUCACAGCUGCUAGGCUUUACCUUUGGAUCAGCUCACAAGUCCUGCAUCCUUUCUCCCAGAAGGCAUUGUUAGAGCAGCAGCUGAAGUCUGUUCUCAUCCUUCCCUCCUCUAUUUUUGUAGUGUAACAACUUAGUGAAAGAUGGGGAAGUGGCAUUUUAGGUACCUCUUGCUGUUGCUCCACGAUGGUGCUGCUCUGCUUUCCUAUUGUGUCCUGGUACCUACAGCCCACCUCCAGAGAAUGCUUGGGUGCCAGCUGAGUAGAACCCAACUAGUCUGCUGUGUUCUGUAACUGAUGGAUGCUCUUCCAUAGUCCUCAUCUGUGUGUCCUGACCCUUCUGGCUGGAGCCAGUGCUGCUGCUGUUCUGCUUGCAAUGCUGCCUGCCGUAGUUAGCAAUACGAUGAUAACCUGGGCUGUACUCGCAGGAGCAAGGGCUGGAAGCAUGUUUUGAGCCUGACAAAUGCCUGCCUUACUGAAACAGCAAGGAUCUGCACCCCAGGGAGGGGUCAGGUUUAAGUGGGGGAAAGGCAACACCAACUCUCUUGUUCAUGCCUGGUUGCUGUAACUCUUGCCUGGUGCAGUCUGCCUCGGGCACAUCUCUGCCUUCUGUAUCUCUAAAGGGUCUGUGUGAUGCUGUCAACCUCUCUCCCUGCACUUCAGGGGUUGCAGCCAGUAGCUGGCUCUAUUUCUUCACUCUUUCUUCACUGAAGGAGGGAAUAAAUAGCACAGCACUGAAGUGCUGGAGGCAAAUGUGAGCAUGAGUGUCUUGUCCUUGCACCCCUCUGCAUAGGCACCAUUCUAACAGAGAUGCAGUCCCUCAAUGGAUGUAACAGUUAUGCUUUUCCAAGUGCAAAUAAACUGUGGAAGUCAGAA
This is a messenger RNA of Pogoniulus pusillus (Red-fronted tinkerbird), 4193 nucleotides long. RefSeq names its product phosphoribosylaminoimidazole carboxylase and phosphoribosylaminoimidazolesuccinocarboxamide synthase (gene PAICS). Gene Ontology annotation, cellular component: cytosol. Gene Ontology annotation, molecular function: phosphoribosylaminoimidazolesuccinocarboxamide synthase activity. Gene Ontology annotation, biological process: 'de novo' IMP biosynthetic process. Lineage: Eukaryota; Metazoa; Chordata; Aves; Piciformes; Lybiidae. The transcript has 19 exons. Bases 70 to 3285 code for a protein of 1071 amino acids. The record is from RefSeq and is a predicted model, not a curated record.